AUGGCCCCAGGGAGGAAAGAGCUUUGGGCCGCGCUGCCCGUCCUCCUGCUCCUGAUUUUUGCAGUCCGCAGCGCGGCGGCGUCGCCGUUGCGGCGGGCGUUGGAGGCCCACGAGAACCUCCGGGUGCUGGCAGCCUAUGGUGGCCUGUCGGGUGUGGCGGCCGCUGUCACCGGCGCUGCUAUCUACGGUGAGCUCGCCAUCCUAGCGGUGGAGCAGCAGGCCUUGUACGGCGCUGUGCUGGCGCUGCACUGUUGGGGGAUGCACGGCCUUGGUGCCACGGGGGCCGAGCCAAGAGGCGCGCCCUCCCAGCAGAAGGCCAAGACGGAAGACGAAGAGGAAGGAAGCGGCCGAAGGCAGGUGGUGGAAUCGGAUCGCGGCCCCAGCGACAAGGCCCGUCAGACAGUCGAGAUGACGGGACGCAGCUCUUCUGCACCCUCGGCGCCAGCAGCAGCUGCAGCAGCAGCAGUCCCAGCAGGCGGAGAAGGAGCAGGUAGCAAGAACCCUGCCCCGCCACCGGACGCUGGGCCGCUGCUCAACUUCGACGAGGCGACGGCCAGGCGGCGGACGGUGGACGACGAUGCCUUGAUGGAGGAGCAGCUCUUUGCCCGCGCGAUGGCGCCGAUGUCCACAGAGGAGGCCGACGCAAGCGGUGUCGCAGAGGCCGCGCCACAGUUCGAUGCCGACUUCGAGGAGCUGAUGAGGCGCUUCGACGAAGAUGAUCGGGCGACGGCGCAGCCUAUCACGGAGCUCGCCCUGGAAAGUUUCGAGGACGAGUCACCUCCUCCGGCACCCGCAAUCCUCUCCGAUGUGACACCGGCGCACCAGCCAGUGCUUACCUUGGACGCCGAGAUGCUGCUCGACAGCAAUGCGAAUGAGGACGAGGAUGAGCUGCUCAAGGGCAUUGAGGACCUUCCCUGA
Molecule: messenger RNA, 918 nt
Organism: Symbiodinium natans
Lineage: Eukaryota; Dinophyceae; Suessiales; Symbiodiniaceae
Source: the annotation of a GenBank genome assembly